AACAAGAGUGUUAAAAGUUUGAAUCGAUUACAGAUCGGUAGCGGUACACAUACAAGGUAUAGUUGUCGAGUCUGUCAACGUCAUCUUACGAAUGUAUAAAUUAUAAAUCAACUGUUCGAUCCUUUGGUAUAUUUACUUUUUACCAAAGAUCUUAGCUGACUGCACGAGAAAAGAAUCCUCGUUCGAAAAUGUUAACGAAUUCGCAGCCUUCGCAAGAUGUCGCAAUCUUACAUCUUUCCACUUUGCCAAGCUGGUUUCCAGUGACGAAAUACUAGGCUCUUUUUCGUAAGCAAUUUUGUGGUCGAAUGAUUACGUAACGCUAUCUAUUCGUAUUCGCAGAAGGUCAAUGACCGGCUACGAGAACGGUACCGAACCGAUACGAACCUAUCCGAUCGAUUAGGGCCUCUCGGAGAUCGAGAAAGGUCGGUUACCUUUCGAAAGUCCACGCAUCAGUUUUCAGAGCAUUGUGCACGAAAAACAAACUAUUACUUGUAUGAUACAUAAAAAAGAAAGAAAAUAAGAGCACUGCAGUCGACUGGAGACUAUAGAGUGUUAGACUCGAUUGAUUCGAGCGUAAAGUAAUGAAAAUGUACAGUCAGGGAUCGUUGGUUCGGCACUUUGAUCAAAUUGCACCGUUUCCUUUGUAUACACGUACUUUUGAUAGUUUGAUUAAAAAUGAAAAGCAAGUCAGCUAGUGUCAUAGGAUAGUAGGAUGGACAGUAAAAGGUUAAGUAAGAUUCCCUUCUGCUACGAGUCGAACGCGAAAUAUUCAUCGAGGCUUUCUUCCUCUCGACACACGAGUUGCGAAAGCGACCCAUUUGCGACAUUUCGGUAUCGCGGUCCUUCAACGUCCGACAAUGACCGAUUUCGCUCGAGAUCGAUCCGCAUCGCACACUUGCAGCCUCGACCAACUGAAAAGUUAUGGACGAAAAUUCAGAUCGAGGAAGGAUCGUGGACCGAGCAUCGCGAUCGGUUAGGGUUGCGCAGAACCGCACAAGAGUUGGAGUGGCCAAGCAGGAGGAAGAGGAAUUUAGUGCAAAUCGGAAGGAAGGGACGGAUCUGACGUGACGGUGUGGCGUGUAUCAGAGAUCGGAGGAAGGGCAGAGGAUAGUUGGCAGAUCAGAGACGAGAGACGAGAGACGAGAGACGAGAGACGAGAGCCGAGAGAGGAGAUAGGCCAGGGCAGGCGACAAACAAUAGACGACGCAUAACCCGGUGCUCUCGAUGGGGUCGUAGUUGCGCGUAUUUGUAAUGUAUCUGACGAUGAUAGGCCAGCACGGCAGGAAGAGAUCGUCGUAGGGGGAUUGCCAUAGCUAAUCGUACCACCCAAGGUGGCACAGAUUGAGAGCUCCAUCAGCACACAUCCUCUUCUGCCCGGGCAAAUACCAACCAGCGUCAAGCCGGGCCACAUAACGAUCGAGGGAGGAUCAUCUGCGAAUAGGCGGAGGCCAGCACGGUGGACGAUCAGCAGAUCAGCGGAACCAGCGGGAUCAGCAGGAUCAGGCACCGUCGAUCGAACCUCUCGACUUCUCCUCGUUUCGCGCAGCCCUCCCUUUCCCAUCAGGGGCGCGACACGUACCAGCCGCUUCCGGCUAAUCGGAAGUGACGCUCUAUGCGAACGGCUGACCACCGUCUUUCCUCGUGAUACCAACACCACGUAAUCGCAGAGCCCACGCACGACACAGCCAUCAUGGAAGUCGCCACUGAACUGUCGCCACUAUCAGGGAGCGAUACACAAAGCAAAAUCACGAAACGAACGUCGUAUUACCCCCAGGAUCCGAACAAGAGGCCAAAGACCAGGCAGGAGAAGGUGCGAGCUUGUCUGAGGCACAACUCUCUGACUAUCCUGACCGUGAGCGGUGUGGUCGGUGGCGUCAUCCUCGGUAUCAUUCUGAGGAAUACGCGGACGCUGGGAUGGACGCCUCGCGAGAUCAUGUACAUCAAUUACAUCGGAGAUUUGUUUCUGAGAAUGCUCAAGAGCUUGAUCCUGCCCCUGAUCAUAUCCAGUUUAGUCUCUGCCAUUGGCUCUCUGGACCUCUCCCUCAGCGGCAGGAUCGGAGCUCGAGCUAUCGUCUAUUACAUGGUAACCACCGUCAGUGCCGUUGUACUAGGUAUUAUUCUGGUAAUCACCAUCCAACCGGGUGUAGGAAACAACCCACACGUCAAAACGAAAGCACCUACGCAGAAUGUUUCCACCGUCGACACGUUGAUGGACUUGGUUAGGAACAUGUUUCCUCCGAAUCUGGUGGAAGCCUGUAUCUCUCAACACAGAACCGAGAUGCAGAAACCAGAAAAUCUUACGUUAGCCGGCAAUCCAGACUACUGGGAGCCAAAACAGAACAGUGUCUCUGGAACCAACAUCAUGGGCCUGGUCGUUUUCGCGACAGCGCUAGGCAUCACUCUAGGCAAAAUGGAAGAACAGGGAAAGCCGCUGCUUUUCUUCUUCGAGUCCCUAUCAGGCGCUAUGAUGUUGAUAACUCAAUGGGUCAUUUGGCUGUCGCCAGUGGGUGUGCUCUUUCUGGUGGCCGCCAAGAUCACCGAGAUGCAGUCCCUGGACGAAGUCGUCGCACAGCUUGGAAUGUACUUUCUGACCGUCUUGUUUGGCCUUUGCAUACACGGUUUUCUAAUUUUGCCCAUGUUGUACUUUAUCAUAACGAAGAGAAAUCCGUACCUGUACAUAUCCAACAUGGCACAGGCGUUGGUAACCGCGUUCGGUACGUCCUCGAGUUCGGCCACACUUCCGAUCGCUAUAAAUUGCUUAGAAGAGGGAAACAACGUCGAUCCUCGGAUCACCAGAUUCGUCUUACCGAUAGGUGCUACCAUUAACAUGGAUGGCACCGCUUUGUACGAAGCCGUGGCUGCGAUUUUCAUCGCCCAAGUACGCCAAGUUAGCCUCAGCUUUGGUCAGCUGGUAGCAGUCAGCAUCACAGCAACUGCUGCAAGUAUCGGAGCAGCUGGAAUCCCGCAAGCAGGUCUGGUCACGAUGGUAAUGGUUCUGGAUACGGUUCGUCUCCCAGCUGACGAUGUUUUCCUGGUGAUCGCUGUCGACUGGUUGCUAGAUCGGUGCAGGACAACGGUGAACGUGGUAGGCGAUUCACUCGGUGCAGGAAUCGUGAAUUAUUUGAGUAGAAACGAGCUGGCUUCGUUGCCUCAUAACGGACAAACUCAAAACGGAGCAGACCAUCACACUACAACGUCUAUAUGAGAUUAGUAUCCGUAUCGAGCAUAACAAAUAACAAUCUCUUUGUUCUUUAACACUUUGCUCGUCAACUACUCGCACAUUCCCAUCAAAUUUCGACAGAUUAGGACAACUCGAUAGCCUCAGAUACGAUAGUACCAUGAAAUUAUCAACAUUUUUCUAUACAGGGACAAUCGAUAUUUCAUUUUUCCAUUGCGUAAAUAUCCCACAAUUUUUCCACGUUAUUCUUUGUAUAGAAGAGUUGGCAGUGUUUUAUAUUUUAUUAUUACCUGUAAAACACUACCUGUUUUAUAAUCAUUUUCGUUUGAUUAAACUACUAAAUUAUCCAAUAAUUCGAUCAUGUUUUAAUGGUCGUUUCCAUUAAGUUGCUGGUUGUGUUGCGUGAUAUGACCAACCAGUCAAAUUUUAAUGGAAAGAAUCAACAGUUGAUUCGAUUGUAUUUUCAAUUUAGAACAUGGGAACACGCAAACGAAAGCAACCGAGUUACGAUCGAAACAACUCGUCGAGUAUACGAAUCACGUGGCAUACCAUACAUACCAUACAUACAUAUACACUUUGACUCGGUUGGAAAGUGUUAUUUUUCCAUCGAGUCCUUUUUCGCUCACCUUACACCAUUAUUUAAUACAUUCGAAUCGUUGGGUUGUUCGGCUAAACGAAAUCGCGACCAACCUCCGAUUCAUUUAUUGUCGUUACGUACAUAUGUACAAUUCUACACGUACGUGCAAGUGUUGAUACAGAUUAGCAGAUUACCAGUGCGAUCAUGCCUCCUACAUUUUUUCUGAUAAUGCUCAUUUUCAAUAUUCGAAAUGGGGAACAAAGGCGCAACCUAUACGUACUAUAUACAUAGUAUAUAAUUGACCAGUCAAAGCAAAAAUGGAAAGACAGAUCGAAUAUUGACAAAUUUCACAUUUAUUUCAAAGAGAGAAAAAAUCAUAUUUCAAAAAUCAUCUAUCUCAAAGGCAUUUUUUAAUUGAUAUUUUUCUUACAUCUUAUCAGACAAUUCAAUUGUUAUUUUAAUUAAUACUGAUUUUGUAGUAAACGAAUAGCCGAGAUGUAUAAAAUCCAAGUGUAUACAGUGGUUGUAGAGACAGUUUUAGUCACUAUCUAUGUAUAUCGAAUUACGAUAUGCAUCUCCUUAAUCUUUGUCUUCCAUUGCUGUAUAAUCUAUGACGAUAUAAUCUAUCGAUAAUCCGAAAAUUUGGAUGUAAAGCAUCGCGUAGUUGUUAAUUCCUAAAAUCUUGACAAACAAAAAUAUAAAGCUAUUACGAAUCUGUUCAGUUCUUUUUUCUUUUUUUCUUGCUUUUUUUUUACCCCUCUUUAGAACGGUCCAUAUGCAUACAAAAUAACGCGGAAAAAGUGCAGAAAAGACAAGUUAUUUCGUUACUUUGCCAACUACAUAGUAACGUCUGUAGAAAGCCAGUAACAAGAAUAUUAAUAGUAUAUGUACGAUUUGCAAAUAUACAUAUGUAUAUUUAAGGUAUUCGUUACCGGACUAGACAAAAAGUGUUCAACUAUCGACUAAACGGUAAAGAAAUGUAUUUUAUCAUGUCUUUCUAAACUAAUGAAAAUUCAGCGAAUUUUCUGUAUAUUUUUCAACUGGAAUACAAAGCCUACCCAAACUAUGCACGCAAUUCUAUUCUCCGUGUACUUGAAUUCAAUGUUAAUGUUAAACACGACAUAAUAUUGGCCACGUUCGUUUUCAUUUCAAUGUUUCCAUAUUUACUAAACGUGACACAGCUCGAAGAAUAAAUGAUCUAUGUAACUCUAUCUACGAAAUAACUACAUACAUAUAUAAACGAAUUGCAAAGAAAUUAUUGAAUAUGUAGCGCAACUUGGCUAUUUUCCCAACGUGAAUUCCAUUCACACUCUUGCGGUUUAGAACUUGUAAAUAAUUUUAUUCUCCUUUGAAAAUUUCACUGUCACCUUUAACUUAACCGACUCGAAAGUAAUAAUCAAAUAGUUGGAAGGUAAAUAUUAUUAAGAAAUCUAGCUGAUACCGCAUUAAAUGUUGCCGAAUCAAGUUGUCUAUUUAAUAUAUCGGCAUAUAGCGAACGAAUACGAGUAUUAUCGUUAUUAAUCUCGCGAAUUGAUGUACAGUUACAGAUUGUAAUCAAAUUCUACGAGUAGAAUUCAUGUACCUGUACGUAAUUAAGUAAUGCCAUAGUUGCUUAAAAAUAUUCUGUAUAAUAUUUAUUUGUACAAUAAAUGUACAAACUGACGUAACAAUAAAGCUAUUACUUAUUUCUAAACAACGA
Molecule: messenger RNA, 5454 nt
Organism: Hylaeus volcanicus
Lineage: Eukaryota; Metazoa; Arthropoda; Insecta; Hymenoptera; Colletidae
Product: excitatory amino acid transporter 1-like
Exons: 9
Coding region: 1691-3205 (504 amino acids)
Biological process (GO): L-glutamate transmembrane transport
Cellular component (GO): plasma membrane
Molecular function (GO): neutral L-amino acid transmembrane transporter activity; glutamate:sodium symporter activity; L-glutamate transmembrane transporter activity
Source: RefSeq, a predicted model, not a curated record